AUGGAUAUUACGGAUGUGAACUUCUUCACUCAUGUGAAUGAUCUCCGGAGUGGGGGGGUCCUAGACAUAUAUUCCAAGAGAUGGUUUGAAUGCCACAAGAACCUGGUCUCCAUAAACCUCUACCUCCACCGCAACAGUGAAAUGAUGGACACCAUCGGGGACGAACGUAUCGACGCCCUCAUGAGGAAGUUUGAAACACUGGUUAGAGAACUAAUCACCACCUACUUCGUUCGAUUUAUCCACACGGAAGAACUAACAAAGUGUACUAAAGACAAAAUAUUGGAACAGGAAAUUGGUGGAAGCGAAUUGCAGACUAUCAAUGGAGAUGGAAAAAACGGGGGUGAUACAACUACGGAGAAUCGCAUCUCCAGUUACAUAUCGCUAUACCACGAAGUGACAUUACUGAACAUCGUCGAGAGGAUCCUAUGCGCAGAUCACGCAUACGACAAAAUAAACAACCACAUGAUAAAUCUCUUUGCCUACAUUUAUUCCAAUUUGGUGGCCUUCCUCAAGAGCAAUUCGGAGGAGUACUUCUCCAAACCCAUAAGCGAGAUGUCCAUAAGCGAGAUGCUCAUAGAAGAAAACGACAAGUCGCAAAACAUAGACAGACUGAAAAUAUACAUGUGCGUUAUCAACGCCCUGCGGAACAUAACGGAUAGGAUUCAUCUGCUAAACAACACAAUCAUCAAUAAGAUAGUGGACUACGAUGUUUUGCUAAUUCUAAUUCCUCUCUUGGAGAAGAGACCGUGGGAGCAUGGAAACUAUGUGUUUGAAGGAAAUGAGUGGGUAAAACGGGAAGGCAACACCUUAUGUACGAUUGAGAAACAGCUGUGGUUGAUACUGUACACCCUGAUAUUGACUAGGAACUGUCAAGAAAAGUACGAAAUGACCAACUAUAGGAGAAACAACAUUUUGAAGCUCCGGAAAUACAUGAAUGAGCCCCUGCACGAGCAACUUCCACCCAUGAAGACACUGCACACGUUCAUCGAGCACCUGUACAUUUCCAAGAGCAUCUUCCCAGAAAACAAGAACUCCUACCUGAUCAUCGACGUGGUGCCGGAAAUCUUUGAAGAAAUCAAGGAGGAUGUGUUGAAGAACAAAAAGAAAUUGGCGUCCCUCCUAAGCACCGUCACCAUCGACAGGGCCCUUCUGGGGGGCAUUUCUGACAUGUACCUGUCCGUGUAUGAAUUUGACCAACAGGGCGGGAAGGGCGCAAAGAACGACACCGGCGGCGGUCCUCACUCCAGGGAUCAAAAAGGCACAGAUUACAAACGCGGCGAAGCAGUAACGGAGGAGUCUUUCCUCUGCGAUAGCUGCAAGGAGAUUGCCGAACUACAAUGUUCACAAUGCAAACGGGCGUACUACUGCUCCAAGGAGUGCCAGAUGAAGGACUGGUUUCACCACAGACAGGUGUGCUCAUACGUAACAUAA
Plasmodium knowlesi strain H is the source of this 1431-nucleotide messenger RNA. Its product is annotated as MYND-type zinc finger protein, putative. Gene Ontology annotation, cellular component: cytoplasm. NCBI's taxonomy places the organism in Eukaryota, Apicomplexa, Aconoidasida, Haemosporida, Plasmodiidae. The transcript is spliced from 16 exons. The record is from RefSeq and is a predicted model, not a curated record. The coding region runs from base 1 to 1431 and encodes 476 amino acids.